AUGUACCACAAGCUGUAUGGUUUGAGUACGGAUCGGCUGGGCGGUGCUUACUACCUUAUCUCGCGCAGUCUCGUACCAGAAUUUGGCGGCUCCGUAGGGAUCGUUUUUACGCUCGCUGACGCCGUCGGUGCCGCCAUGCAUAUCACCGGGUUCGCGGAGACCGUCUGGUACAUCAUGUGGGAGUACAACACGUAUAUCACUGGGAACAGCAUUAAUGAGGUGCGGAUCAUCGGACUGGCCACGUGUUUCGUGUGCCUCGCCGUCAUCCUCAUCGGCAUGGCGUGGGAGGCCAAGGCCCAGCUCAUCUUUCUGGUGAUCCUGGUCGUCGCACUUGCAAACUUCUUCGUCGGCACAUUUCUUCCCCGGAAUGACGAGCUGCGAUGGAAGGGUAUCGUCGGAUACAGCGGUACGAACAUUACUGGUCCUGUAAGCGCCUGGCGACCUCUGAUUUUUGCGGGAAUAUUUGCGGCUACUCUGUCGUCUGCUCUAGCCAGCUUGGUCAGCGCCCCGAAGGUUUUCCAGGCUCUGUGCAAGGACCGACUGUUCCCUUUCAUCCACGUGUUCGAAAAGGAAUAUGGAGCAAGCGGUGAUCCAAGGCGCGCUUAUAUUCUAUGUCUCUUAAUCGCUGUCGCAAUGGUCUGCGUCGGCUCCUUGGACAUAAUCGCUCCCAUUAUCUCCAACUUCUACCUAAUGGGGUACGCUAUUGUCAACUUUUCCUGCUUCUACGGAACCAUGGCGAAAACCCCUGGCUUUCGGCCCGGCUUCAAGUACUACAACAAGUGGCUGAUUCUGCUAGGGUCGGCGCUCUGCGUUGCUGCCAUGUUCCUCAUCAACUGGUGGGCGGUGCUUGUCACAAUCGUCAUCAUAGCCGGCCUCUACUUCUACGUAAAUAGAUCGAAACCAGAGGUACACUGGGGUUCCUCCACUCAAGCACAUGCUUACCGCGAGGCCUUGACGACGACGUUAAAGUUAAUCGACGUCGAUGACCACGUCAAGAAUUUCCGACCACAGUUCCUUGUGCUCACCGGAUAUCCUAGCAACAGACCAAACCUGCUCGACUUCGCAGCGAUCAUCACUAAGAAGCAUUCUCUUCUGAUUUCCGGCCAUAUUUUCAAGGGCGAACUGGAGGAGCAUCUGACCAGAAUGAGGUCAAUGUUUGCGUACCGAUGGUUUGGUGCUCGCAAGGUCAAGGCCUCCUACAGCAGUGUGUGUGCACCGACCUUCCGCAUUGGAGUACAGAUUUUUCUACAGGCACUUGGAGUGGGAAGGCUCCGCCCCAACACACUGUUGCUUGGAAACAAGAAUGAUUGGAUGAACGCGGAUCCACGCGAAGUCCUCGGCUACUUCAACGUCAUACAGGACGCGUUUUACCUGCGAUAUAGUGUGGGAGUCCUUCGCGUGGCGGGCGGUUUCGACCGGAACAAGGGGUCCAGUGACGUCAUCAAUCUCGACAACACGAGUGUGUACGGGUCGGACGAGAGCGUUGAGCGGGAGGACGAUGACAAGCCACAAAAUAAAAACGUCAUUGCAAAACCGGUCGACAUCAAGACGAACACUCAUAUGAACAGCAAGCCGCAAAUAAUCCUUCUCCGGCUCAACACGCUGGACGAGGGAAUCGAAAAUGCGGCCUUCGAAGGCGACGACGCAAAGCCUGACCGAGUUGAACGGACGGCGCCUUUAUUCCGGGAGAGCCAGUCCGGCACGGUUGACGUCUGGUGGCUCUACGAUGACGGAGGAAUGACGUUACUGGUUCCCUACAUUCUCAGUAGACGCAAACAGUGGAACACGAAGCUAAGGGUGUUUUGCCUUGACACCAACAACGAGGAAGUAACCGAAGACAAGAAGAGAAUGGAAUCGCUGCUGGCAAAGUUCCGCAUCAAAUUCUCGGAACUGACCAUUCUCACGGAGAUGAACACAAAACCACAGCUAAAAACGUGA
Messenger RNA from Dreissena polymorpha, 1938 nucleotides. Its product is annotated as solute carrier family 12 member 2-like. Gene Ontology annotation, molecular function: sodium:potassium:chloride symporter activity. Gene Ontology annotation, biological process: sodium ion transmembrane transport; sodium ion homeostasis; cell volume homeostasis. Gene Ontology annotation, cellular component: membrane. The record is from RefSeq and is a predicted model, not a curated record. NCBI's taxonomy places the organism in Eukaryota, Metazoa, Mollusca, Bivalvia, Myida, Dreissenidae.